CAUUUGCGCAUCGCGCUAAUUCUUAUGUAACUGAAACAGAGGCUCAGAAAUUGAGGCUUGUUCGGUGCGCGCGUACGCGAUAUGUGCACGCAAACGACAAAUGGCUCGGCAACUAUGCAAAUUUAAGUGCAGGAUGAUCCAUCCGUUCGUUAAACGGGGCGAAGGUCUUCGUCGCGUUAAUUCACGUGAUUUUUUUUUCACGCUUCGCAUCGCGUGGAACGCGUGGAAAUAUAAAAGUCGCGGGAGGAGCUCGAUUAAAACCGCGCGGAAAAUCGUUGUCAUCAAAAUCAUUGUUCUAAGGAAGAUAUAAAAAUUAAAUCGAGUUUUAACGAUCAUAAGAUACGAGAACAAUUUUUUAUAUCGCGAGUUUUCACUUGAACAGUGUCAGUGAUUUUAAUCGAACGCUACGAGAGAAGUUAACGACGAAAAAUUUGUACGCAUGAUGAAUGUAUACAUUUGUAUGCAUUGAUGUAUACAUACUUCAGAAUGUUGCGGAAGGAAUUAUCACGGAAACGUUAAAAUGCUAGAAAUUAGCGGCGACACGGUUUUAGAAAGACAAUCAGAGGAGAAUGCACACGAAGAGGAUGAAGGAGAACAGCUGGAGGGAAAAUCAAUGGAAGAGAUAGAAGUGAUUAAGGGAGUAAAAGAAACAGAGAAGAAUAAAAGGGACUUGGAAAUUGAUAAAAGUAUUGCGACAUUUUUGCGUGACAAAGGUUUGAGUGAAAAUCUCGUCAAGACAUUGAUUAAUGCUGGUCUUACGGAUGAACAUGUCAGACUUUUAAAAGCUUUAAAUCUAAAUGAUGAUGACAUCAACAAUUUGCGAGAUUUAUGGAGAGCAAAGAUCGAAAUUAAAAGCGACGAUUCUUUUAAUUCCUCUACAUCCGAUUCAUCAUCCGAUGACGUGCGCUUGUCAUCAAAUAAUGUCUAUUUAAAAAAAGUCUUGAGCAAACCUUUAAUUCAAGCUCUUUGCGAAAUUGUGGCGAAAAAACCGAUCGAUCCCGUGGAAUAUUUAGGCCACUGGUUACUUCAUUUCAAGGUUUGUGAGGAGCGAAUUAUGCAGCAGAAAGAACGUGACUUGGAACUUUUGAUCGAUAGAGAAAAAUUGAGACUGAAAAAAAUAUUUACUUUGUACAAUAGGAGGUUGAAGACGAACAAAAUGUUUCUGUCGAGGAAAAAAAAGAGGACAUAUCCGGCGAGGAUGGAAAUUAUAUCAAUAUUUAUAACGACACGUUCAAUAUUUAUGAAGACACGAAUUGAUUAUUAAUUCAAUUUAUAUAUGUAUAUGCUUAAAAGA
This is a messenger RNA of Camponotus floridanus (Florida carpenter ant), 1294 nucleotides long. RefSeq lists its product as uncharacterized. Bases 521 to 1264 code for a protein of 247 amino acids. Lineage: Eukaryota; Metazoa; Arthropoda; Insecta; Hymenoptera; Formicidae. The record is from RefSeq and is a predicted model, not a curated record. The transcript has 4 exons. Gene Ontology annotation, cellular component: Set1C/COMPASS complex.